Molecule: messenger RNA, 426 nt
Organism: Aspergillus terreus NIH2624
Lineage: Eukaryota; Fungi; Ascomycota; Eurotiomycetes; Eurotiales; Aspergillaceae
Exons: 2
Coding region: 1-426 (141 amino acids)
Molecular function (GO): peroxiredoxin activity
Source: RefSeq, a predicted model, not a curated record
AUGUCGAAGGACUCGCUCACUCCCCUCCACGAACAGCUCUUUGAGGAUGGACUACAAGUCCGUCGAGCAGUGGUCGGCGAUGCCUAUGUGGAUAGGGCCCUUGCCAACGGCUCCUCCGAUUUCGCGCGGCCAGGCCAGGAACUAGUAACUGAAUGGUGUUGGGGCCAUAUAUGGACACGUCCUGGUUUGGACAGGAAACAGCGCAGUCUGCUGAAUCUGGGCAUGCUUAUUGCGUUAAAGUUGUGGCCUGAAUUGGCAGUCCACACGCGAGGGGCGAUUAAGAACGGCUUGACGGAGAAGGAGAUAUCAGAGGCUGUUCUGCAAGCGACUGUCUACUGUGGUGUACCUGCCGGCGUGGAGGCGAUGAAGGUGACCGAGAGGACUAUAAAAGAGAUGAUUGAGAAUGGGGAAUAUAGACGGCCUUAA